UAUUAAUGGUAUUUUCUUCCAUUGAAAAAACCCACCUAAAGUUACGAAUCUAUUCUAAUUUCAUUAUUUCGAGGUCCAAAUGCAUGAGGCUUUGAGAGACUAGGAGAAGGAAAAAAAAAAAAAACAACUGGGAUUUGGUCUUUUUUAUUGAUUUGUAUGUUGAUGGGGGGUCAUUUCAUAGAGGAAUGUUGUUGUGCUGGGAAAAAAACGAUUUUUUUAAAGCUUCAUUUGAGGAAAUUUAACUGUUAUAUAUAGAUGCUAUGAGAGAUUGAGAGGAGGGAAAAAAGAAAAGAGAAAAAAAAAAAUCCGACUGAGUUCGGGUCUUUAUGAUUUGUUUUUAUGCUAAUUGGGUCUUUGGGCCUUUUGAGUAGUUUUUUAUUUUUUAAUAAUCUGGUUUUCUUUAUUAGAGUUUUGGAUUCUUAGUUGCUUGGUAGAGGUGGAGUGUUUGUUUGAGUUUUUGCUUUGAAUUUAUUAUUUAUUAUUUGGUUUUUUUAAUACAGAAUGAUUUUUUCAUGAGAGGUUGAUUUUGGAACUGUUGGGUAAUUGAUUUUUGGGUUUUGGUGGGGUUUGUCAUGGAUUUGAUUUGGGGGUGGAUGAUUUGUAAAGAAUUAGUAUUUCUUGGUUUUACAUCUGUUUUUAAUGUCACCCUUUGUUUGGGGAAUUUGAUUUAAUCAUAUUCUUUUAGAAAUUUUGUUCUGAAUUUCAUGAUUUGGGACCCAUUCGUUUGGAUAGUUUCAACGAAAUCCAUAAAUUACAUUUAUCAACUUUUUACUAGAUUUCCAUAUUCAUUGAUUCCCUCGGAAUUGGAUAAUGCAAAUUCCCCAUUUUCCUGCUUUGAUAUUUGAAGAUAUUGAAAAUAAACCGACAAGUUCAUUAGGCACUAGAGUAUUGACCAUGAAUUGGGUAGCAGGAUCUUCGAAAAAUUCUUGGCAGCCAGUCAUGACUGCCGAUACGACCAACUCACAUUAUUGGUUGAACUGGAGAGCGGGGAUCUGUGCAACCUGGAUACUGUCGUCGGUGAUUGCAGCAUCGGUCUUGAUAUGGAAAUAUGAAGGUUCCAAUGCCGCAAGGCACGGCAGAGGCGAAACCCAACAAGAACGGGUGGGUUUCUUAUGCGACGAGGAGUCUUGGAGGCCUUGCCUGAAAGAAAUCCAUCCUGGUUGGCUGCUUGCUUUCCGCAUCGUCGCGUUUUUCGUGCUCUUGCCGUUGCUGAUAGCCAACACUUUUGUUGAUGGAGGUGGCAUAUUUUACUUCUACACUCAAUGGACAUUUACGUUGGUUAUUAUUUAUUUUGGGCUCGGAACCUCUCUCUCCAUUUAUGGAUGCUAUCAAUAUCUUAAUAAAGUUGCUGGCGAUGGGGUUGAGCAUAUGAGGCCAGAUGCAGAACGAGGAAUGUAUGUGGGACCUGCACAUGGGGUAGAUGCAAAUAGGCACCGGAUGAUGAAAAACUCGGCCACCCGUGAAGAACACUGCAUUUGUCAAAUUGCGGGGAUUUGGGGAUAUGCUUUUCAAAUUAUUUAUCAGACGUGUGCAGGUGCUGUGGUGCUCACCGAUUCUGUCUUCUGGCUAAUCAUGUUUCCAUUUCUUGAAUUCAAAGAUUAUAAAUUGAAUUUUCUAUUGAUUGUUAUGCAUUCAAUGAAUGCUUUCUUUCUCUUUGGUGAUGCAGCAUUGAAUUGCUUGCGGUUCCCAUGGUUCCGGAUCUCCUACUUUGUCUUGUGGACAUCUCUAUAUGUCAUUUUCCAAUGGAUCAUCCACGCUUGUGUCUCGCUUUGGUGGCCAUACCCAUUUCUGGACUUGUCAUUGCCUUACGCUCCAAUAUGGUACUUAGUGGUGGCAUUGUUGCAUUUACCAUGCUAUGCCAUCUUUGCCCUGCUGAUAAAGAUGAAACACCAUUUCCUUUCAAGACGGUUUCCUCAAUCAUUUCAGUGUUUGAGGUAGACAUGGAUACAGUUCUGCUUCAGAAUCCAUAACAGAACCAUUCAAUGCUUUGGCCACCGCAUGUGAUUUUAUUUAUUUUUUUAUAACUUUACAAAAACCCAACAUUCAAAUGAAGUCCCAUCACUGAAAGGCCGAAGGAAAAAAAAAAAACAGGCUGACUGUUUCUGAUUCAGUAAUGAAAUGCAGGUGAAGAAAUACAUAGUUCAAGGAGAUAGGAUUACAUGACAUUGUAGAAAUUUUGCUUUUUUAAAUGAUAAUAACAAAAAAAGAAAAGAAGAACCCAGGAUUAUUUUGUUAUUUUGUUUAUUAUUUGGAGGGAUUGGAAAUAUUAAAUACGUGUGAUACUGAAUAAUGGCUUACUUGCCUCAUUAUAUUGGAUAUACCAGUUUUCAGUUC
This is a messenger RNA of Magnolia sinica, 2334 nucleotides long. RefSeq lists its product as uncharacterized. Bases 811 to 1938 code for a protein of 375 amino acids. The record is from RefSeq and is a predicted model, not a curated record. NCBI's taxonomy places the organism in Eukaryota, Viridiplantae, Streptophyta, Magnoliopsida, Magnoliales, Magnoliaceae. Gene Ontology annotation, cellular component: membrane. The transcript is spliced from 8 exons.